Molecule: messenger RNA, 1536 nt
Organism: Vicugna pacos (alpaca)
Lineage: Eukaryota; Metazoa; Chordata; Mammalia; Artiodactyla; Camelidae
Source: RefSeq, a predicted model, not a curated record
UUGGCCAAGUUACUCGACCCCUCUGAGCCUCAGCUUUGUCAUCUGUACAUUCAAGAAACAGGAGCUACUAUUGUAGGUCAAACCGACCAAAGCACUUUGACCCCCAUCGCGCUCCCCUUACUGGCCUACCCCGACGCCAAACAGGAUGCGGAAUACAUACCCCGUCGCACCAGGCCUCCUGCCUGCCACCUGCAACCCGCAGGUCACCACCGUCAGUUUCUUCAUUUUAUCGUCAUGCAGCUCAGGCCCAGAGAGGCAAAGGGACUCGCUGCGGGUCACACAGCCAGUGAAUCUGGGAUGGAAUCAGGACGGACCCCACAAUCCUUACAUGAAGCUGCGUGCUGUCUCUCCGCAGGGAAAGCUAUGGAGACUUCAGAAUCACUUCAAGAGCACAGUCGAGUCCACGGAGAAGCAGAAGAUCUAGACUAUGGAGAGACGGACUUCCACAAGCAAGACCGGGAGGCCAGACUCUUUUCUCAAGAACAACAUGAGAGAGACAAGUCUUCCUCCUCGUCCUCGUCCUCGUCCUCGUCCUCGUCCUCCUCGUCCUCAGGUGCAGAGCACGGGGAGCCUGACGUUUUGAAGGAUGAGCUUCAACUCUAUGGAGGUGCCCCUGGGGAGGUGGUGCCCUCCGGAGAAUCAGGACUCAUACUCCGAAGGAGAGGCUCUGACCCAGCCAGCGGAGAAGUGGAGGCCUCUCAGUUAAGAAGACUGAAUAUAAAGAAGGAUGACGAGUUUUUCCAUUUCAUCCUCCUCUGCUUUGCCAUCGGGGCCUUGCUCGUGUGUUAUCACUAUUACACAGACUGGUUCAUGUCCCUUGGGGUCGGCCUGCUCACCUUCGCCUCGCUGGAGACCGUCGGCAUCUACUUUGGCCUGGUGUACCGGAUCCACAGCGUCCUGCAUGGCUUCAUCCCUCUUUUGCAGAAGUUUAGGCUGAUAGGCUUUGCCUUCCAGGGUUCAGGAGGACCAACUGAAGCCAGUGCAGGGUGGGCAUUCCAGGCCAGGCCUCUGCGUGACCACCCCUACCUCCUCUCAGCACAUGAGGAUGGCGCAACGUUCCAGGAGACACGUGGGCGGGACAAGAUAGAGCAAUAAAGACAGCGCUUUUUCUUCCAUGUGGUCUGAACAUUGGCACCAGCCUGGCCAAGGUGCCCUUCAGGCAGCAUUGGCCCCAACCCAGCUGCAGGAUGUAAGGACGGGAGGGGUGCGGGCCUGCGCCCUUCACGGGACCUGGAUCAGCAGGACGACCCUGUGACGUCACUCCUCUCAGGAGACGGGAGGAGACCCCUGGUCCCUGCAAGCUGUAAUCUGUCUGGGCUUGUGAUUUCUCUGAAGUCCCCAGGCUAUCCCGGGACAGACAGACUGCCCAGAGGCAGAGAACCACCAUAUCGGGCCCCUGGGGUGAACCUGAUACAGGUGAGAUAUUGAGGACUAAAGCCACAGUAUCCAGGCAUCUUCCCUCAGUCCUGUUACCUGGUGCCAGCCCUGCUACCCUUGGACUCUAUCAAGAUUCAAAUAAACAUUCUCUUCCCUGGA